AUGGAUGCCCGCACACCGCUGCUGAGGCAGAGCGAGCGCCGGCGGCCGGCCGCGCCCCGUCCCGCCCACAGCCGGCGGCAGCUUCCGCUGGGCGGCGCCCUGAGCGCUGCGGCUGGGAGCUCCGGGCGGAAGAUGGUUGAAGAUCCGAAGAGAAAACUGCUCAUGGUUCUUGCUCUCCUCUUGCUGCCCAGCUCAGCACAAACAGGGAAUACAGACAGACUCUCAGAGCAUCACUGCACAGACUUCCAGAGAGCCAAUUUCCUACGGGGCAGGAAACUUAAGGUCCAGUUUAUUCUGUUCACUUCCUCAAGCCCCAGCUGCGGAGAGCUGAUUUCAGAUGAUGAUAGCAUCAAGAACUGCAGCUUCAACAGCAGUCUGGAAACCAAAAUCAUCAUCCAUGGCUUCAGGGCUUUGGGUACCAAACCUUCCUGGAUUGAAGGGCUUGUCCAAGCCAUACUGCACACCAGUCAGGUGAAUGUGAUUGCAGUAGACUGGGUUUAUGGGUCUACAGGAGCCUAUCCCUCUGCAGUGGAAAAUGUCACACAGCUGGCCCUCACCAUCUCACAGUUCAUCAGCAAGCUCCUGGCCCUGGGAGUCUCAGGGACAUCUAUCCACAUCAUUGGGGUAAGCCUCGGAGCACAUGUCGGGGGCCUGGUGGGGCACUUCCAUGGCGGUCACCUGGGACGGAUAACAGCCCUGGAUCCUGCAGGCCCUAAGUACACCAGAGCCAGCCCCGAGGAACGCCUGGAUCCUGGGGAUGCCCUCUUCGUGGAAGCCAUUCAUACUGAUGCUGACAAUUUCGGGAUCCGGAUUCCUGUAGGCCAUAUCGAUUAUUUUGUCAAUGGAGGCAAAGAUCAGCCAGGGUGCCCCCGAUUCAUCUCUGCAGGCUAUAACUUUCUAAUCUGUGAUCACAUGAGGGCUGUACAUCUCUACAUCAGUGCCUUGAGCCAUCCCUGUCCCAUCGUGGGGUUCCCCUGUGCAAGUCAUCAAGAUUUUCUAAAUGGUCAUUGCCUGGACUGUGCAAAACCCUUCCUGUCCUCCUGUCCCAGAAUAGGCCUGCUGGAGCAGGCAGGUGUCAACAUGAGCAGGUUGCCCCAGGAAGUGAAAGUUUUUUUAAUGACCAGUCCUUCAGCCCCAUUCUGUGUAUACCACAGCCUGGUUGAGUUCCAGUUGCAGAAGAAAAGAAACAGAGUCACCAGCAUUGAGAUCAGUUUCAUCAGCAACAGCACCAAGGACACAGCAAAAAUCACCAUACCUAAGGACCAGGAGACAGGCAAACGGCUGCUGGUCCACCGAGUUCCCCUCUGCCAGAUAAACAGUGUGACCCUGAAGUAUAUCCCCAAGAAUCUUUUUUGGAGCAAGGAUGAGCCAUCCAUUGUUGGCAAGUUCUGUGUAGCACCACUGCCUCUCAAUAGCAGCAGGACAAUGUCGUGUCUGCCCUGGAGCCUCACCCUCCCCAGCAAAACAGACAUCUCCUAUGAACUGCCUGCUGCUUGUGCCUAG
This is a messenger RNA of Lonchura striata (white-rumped munia), 1503 nucleotides long. It is a transcript of the gene PLA1A, whose product is annotated as phospholipase A1 member A. Lineage: Eukaryota; Metazoa; Chordata; Aves; Passeriformes; Estrildidae. Gene Ontology annotation, molecular function: glycerophospholipid phospholipase A1 activity. Gene Ontology annotation, biological process: lipid catabolic process. The record is from RefSeq and is a predicted model, not a curated record.